UGGUGCUGCUGUCGGUGCCGGACCGCCUCAUCGUCAUGACCUACCUGAGCCAGAUCCGCUCCCACUUCACCAACCAGCAGCUCAGCGUACUGCAGAUAGAGCACAACAGCAGCCAGUCCUGCUACGGCCUGGCGCCCUCAGGGCCCCGCCCCCAGCGACGUGGAUAAGGCUGCGUUCUGUAUGGCCAGGCUGCAGGAAGGGGCGGUAGUGAGUCUGGAGGAAGGAGGGAGCAGCUCCUUGGUAGUCCCGCCUCCACGGAACAAGCGAUUGGCUAAAGGCGAAGAACCAUUAACACCAGUCGCUCCCCCAAGGGCAGUUGCCAAGGCAACCAGGGGUGGGCUGGUUCCGGAGAAUAGAGCCAAUGAGGUUGCUGAGAAGGGACACACACAGGGAAAAGAGUCGACAACUGAAACUGAUUCAGGAUCACCACAUGCAGCAGAGACUAAGCCCCCAAAACAGGAAGAGGAAACCAUGUGUCUCCAGGACACCAGUCAGUAUGUUCUGAGUGAGCUGGCUGCAUUAGAAGUGGAGCAGAACCACAUCGACAGCCGCGCCUCCGUGGUGGAGAGGAGGCUGAGGCGGCUCAUGGAGACAGGGGACGACCGCGAGACAGAGGAGAAGCUCAUCCAGGAGUGGUUCACUCUGGUCAACAAGAAGAACGCUCUGAUCCGCCGACAGGACCACCUGGAGCUGCUAGGAGAGGAGCAGGACCUGGAGAGACGCUUUGAGCUGCUCAACAGAGAGCUACGGGUCAUGAUGGCUAUUGAAGGUAGCUACAUGCGUAACUCCUCUCUCUCUCUGCAGGUUCAUGAUAACAUAAACAUGCCGGUGAAUGAGAUGUGAGAUGAGUCUGUUUAUGAGGAGUCUGAGGACUUCUGUCAUCACAACAGACACAAAUCAUGCUGCUGUGAUCGCACAUCUCUCUCUCUCUCUGGUUUAUGAGUUAUGGGCUGAUUAUGAUGGCUGGAUUAUGAGUAGAUGAUGAUGGAUUAUGAGUAGAUGAUGGUUGGAUAAAUGGAUGGUGAGCAGGGGUAGCUGGACGGUGAAUGGAUGAGUGUUGCUGAGGGUGUCCCUUUGUGCAGACUGCAGAAGUCUCCGUCCCAGCAGCAGAGGGAGCAGCUGCUGCUGUCCGAGCUGGUCUCCCUCGUGAACCAGAGGACGAGAUCAUCAGAGACAUCGACGCCAAGGAGAG
Gadus macrocephalus (Pacific cod) is the source of this 1192-nucleotide messenger RNA. Its product is annotated as EH domain-binding protein 1-like. Lineage: Eukaryota; Metazoa; Chordata; Actinopteri; Gadiformes; Gadidae. The record is from RefSeq and is a predicted model, not a curated record. The transcript is spliced from 7 exons. The coding region runs from base 181 to 843 and encodes 220 amino acids.